GGCAGCGCCCAUGGAGUGCCCGUGACUCUGUGCGAUUCACGGACGGUUAACAUUAUUGAACAAUUUGUGCUUUUUAAAAGAGCUAAAAGCUCCAUAAAGUAAGCCAGGAUGUUGCGGAAGAUACUGCGAUUGCGGUCUGCAAUGUGCAAUGUAGAGAUUCGCAGGCUUUGUUCUUCUAAUAACCGUCUAAAUUCCAAGAUACCUCCAAAGCCACUGCCGACAAGAAUCGACCCGAGUGAUUUGCCAGAGGAGACAAUUGUCGAUGAGAAGACAAUACAACAACUAGAGAGACUUGCCCUGGUGAAUUUCAACAAUACAGCAGGAAUACAACAAUUAUCAGAGGCCAUCAGAUUAGCGGAUCAAAUCCGUACAGUCGACACAACUGGGGUUGAACCCAUGGACUCCGUGCUGGAAGACAGAAUGCUGUAUUUAAGAGACGAUGACGUCACAGAGGGAAACUGUGCAGAGGAAGUUCUGAGAAAUGCCGCCAAGACUUGCGAGGAAUCCUUUGUGGCACCGCCCGGGAAUAUCCCAUUACCUUCAAAAUCUGUGGCAAGCUUUGGUGACUAACUCCUUGAGGCUGAUCAGGAAGGAUCAUGACAUUCGAUUCAGAAAAAUGAAAACUCCUUUUAAAAUGCUAACUGCUUAAAGACACUAGACACCUUUGGCAAUUGUCAAUGACCAGUUAUUGUCACUUGGUGUACUUCAACAUAUGCAUAAAAUAAUACAGAUAAUAGAAAAUACACCCUUGUCACACUAAGUUGUGUGCUUUCAGAGGCUUGACUUCGGGACUUCUAACAUGUCAAAAUCGAAUUCUGAGGUCUCAAAAUCAAACUCAAAUAUUUUAGUGGAAAGGUACUUCUUCCUCAAAAACUACG
Messenger RNA from Asterias rubens (European starfish), 878 nucleotides. Its product is annotated as glutamyl-tRNA(Gln) amidotransferase subunit C, mitochondrial-like. The record is from RefSeq and is a predicted model, not a curated record. Gene Ontology annotation, cellular component: mitochondrion; glutamyl-tRNA(Gln) amidotransferase complex. The transcript has 5 exons. Gene Ontology annotation, molecular function: glutaminyl-tRNA synthase (glutamine-hydrolyzing) activity. Gene Ontology annotation, biological process: mitochondrial translation; glutaminyl-tRNAGln biosynthesis via transamidation; regulation of translational fidelity. NCBI's taxonomy places the organism in Eukaryota, Metazoa, Echinodermata, Asteroidea, Forcipulatida, Asteriidae. The coding region runs from base 109 to 570 and encodes 153 amino acids.